UGCAGUGAGCAGUGUACACAAAGAUCACAGGUUACAUCUGGGAUUUCAUUAUGCAUGCCUAAUGAGCAUGUUGAUGAGAACUCCCCAGGCCGUCAUAAAAGUAGCUGAAAAAAGAACUGCUGAUAAGGCACUGAAUAGCUUCUCUUGUAAAGCUUUCCUUUGGAGCUGAGAUCUUUAAAGCCGGCAAAGAUAAUGGAGAGAAAAUUGGACAAUAAAAUGCGAAGGGAGCUGUCCUGCCUCGCUACUUUAAACAACAAAAACAUAACCCUGGUGUCCGUUCGAAAGCGGCAGGCAGCUCACGAUGUGCCUGAACUACUGAUUAUUGGUGAGGGGUCCAAAGCGGGGUCUCCACUAGAAGCAAGCAGGAAGUUGCAGAAAGAAGAGAAAGUCUUGCAGCGUAACUCCAUGGGAAUGCCAGAAGUCAGUACAACUGGAAGGCAGGUUUUGUCCAAUGCUGACUCUCCUCCUAGCUGCGCGCUGGAACCUGAAAUGAAACAGAAUUUUGCUUUUGACAACAUGGGCUACGAGGAGAGCUUUGAAGCCAUGCCCUCACCAUCUUCCCAGGAACGCACUGUUGCAGUCAAUGUGGUGGGAAUGACUUGCCAAUCUUGUGUGCAGUCGAUAGAAGGACGAAUUUCCAAAGUUAAGGGUGUUGUGAGUAUUAAAGUCUCCCUUGAACUGAAUAAUGCUUUAGUAAAAUAUCUGCAGUCAGAAAUAAGCGCUGAACAGAUUUGCCAAGAAAUAGAGGAUAUGGGCUUUGAUGCUAACAUAGCAGAAGAAAAGUUGGCACCAGUGUCUGUAAAUUUGCCGUGCUCGAGAGAAGCAGUAAUAAAGCUUCGGAUAGAAGGCAUGACGUGCCAGUCCUGUGUCACCAGCAUUGAAGGAAAGAUGAAGAAGCUUCACGGUGUGGCAAAAAUCAAAGUGUCACUCGGUAACCAGGAAGCAGUUAUUGCUUACCAUCCUUACAUCAUUCAGCCUGAGGAACUUAGGAGCCAUAUCAGUAACCUGGGGUACAACUGCACCAUUAAGAGUAAAUCGGCACCUUUGAAGCUUGGUGUGCUUGAUGCCAGGAACCUGCAGAGUGCAGACCCCAGGGAGACACCAGCAUCUCUUGAGAGUGAGGGUUUGCAUCCGCUGGUUGCCAGCAAGAGCAGCACAGCUACGGUGACUGUACAUAUAGAAGGCAUGCACUGCAAAUCUUGUGUCAGAAACAUUGAAGGAAAUAUAUCCUCUCUUCCAGGCAUACAAAGUAUUGAAGUCUCCUUGGAGCAUAAAUGUGCUGUUGUACAGUAUAGCCCAAAUUUAAUUACCUUGCCUGCUUUGCAGCAAGCUAUUGAAUCCCUUCCACCUGGGAACUUUAAAGUUUGCCUCCCUAAUAGUUCAGAAGCAAAUAGCCAGUCAUCUCCAUCUCCUGCUUUGGUGUGUGAUCUCUUCAGAGAGCCACUGAAAGACACAACGUGCACAGCUGUUAUUAGGAUUGAUGGCAUGACCUGCAAUUCCUGUGUACAGUCCAUAGAAGGAACAAUAUCUCAGAGACAAGGUGUGCAGCAUGUAGCAGUUUCUUUAGCUGACAAGACUGGGACCAUACAUUAUGAUCCAGCAAACACGAAUGGAGAGGAGUUGAGAGCUGCCAUAGAAGAAAUGGGGUUUGAAGCAUCUUUGCUGACAGAUAUUGGGGCAGGAGAAUACAAGCGUUGGCCUGAUGCCAGUAACACUGCAGCGCAGCCUCCAGUCCCAGAGCCUCCUGGCCAGGGUUGUGUCUCCGAUGCACUUCCAGACAGCCCUCAUCCUGAUGAGCCAAACCAGCCCAGCGGAGCAACAGCCAAGAAGUGCUUUUUACAAAUCACUGGCAUGACCUGUGCAUCAUGUGUGUCUACCAUUGAAAGACAUCUGCAGAAAGAAGAAGGUAUUGUUUCAGUGUUGGUAGCACUGAUGGCAGGUAAAGCAGAGAUAAAAUACGAGCCUGACUUCAUACAGCCUCUUGAAAUAGCACAGUUGAUCCACAACUUGGGUUUUGAAGCCACUGUCAUAGAAGAUCAAUCAGAAACAGAAGGAAAUGUGGAGCUGCUUAUUACAGGGAUGACUUGUGCUUCCUGUGUUCACAAUAUUGAAUCCAAACUUAUGAGAACAAAUGGCAUAUUCUACGCCUCAGUUGCACUUGCUACUUGCAAAGCUCGCAUCCAGUUUGAUCCUGAAAUUACAGGACCUCGAGAUAUUGUAAAAAUAAUUGAGGAAAUUGGCUUUCAUGCUUGUGUGUCUAGAAGAGUUCCAAAUACACAUAACUUGGAUCAUAAAAAGGAAAUACAGCAGUGGAGGAAGUCUUUUUUGUGCAGCCUUGUGUUUGGUAUUCCUGUCUUAAUCCUAAUGAUUUAUAUGCUAAUACCUGGCGGCGAGCACCAUGGGGCUAUGGUGCUGGAGCAGAAUCUCAUUCCUGGAUUAUCUAUUUUAAAUCUUCUCUUCUUUGUCCUGUGCACUUUUGUUCAGUUCCUUGGUGGAUGGUAUUUUUACAUACAAGCUUACAAGUCAUUGAAGCACAAGGCAGCCAAUAUGGAUGUGCUCAUCGUUCUGGCCACAACGAUUGCUUAUGUGUAUUCAUGUGUGAUCCUGUUAGUGGCCAUAGUUGAAAAGGCAGAGGAAAGCCCUGUCACUUUCUUUGACACUCCUCCAAUGCUGUUUGUAUUCAUUGCCCUUGGGAGAUGGCUUGAACAUAUAGCAAAGAGUAAGACCUCAGAAGCUCUUGCUAAACUUAUAUCUCUUCAAGCCACGGAAGCCACUGUGGUGACUCUUGGACCUGACCACACUAUUAUCAGAGAGGAGCAGGUACCUGUUGAACUGGUUCAAAGGGGUGAUAUUGUAAAGGUUGUUCCAGGUGGAAAGUUCCCAGUGGAUGGGAAAGUCAUUGAAGGCAAUUCUAUGGCAGAUGAGUCUCUCAUUACUGGGGAAGCUAUGCCUGUCACUAAAAAGCCUGGGAGCACAGUGAUUGCUGGCUCUAUAAAUGCACAUGGCUCAGUUCUUGUUAAUGCAACUCAUGUUGGUAAUGAUACCACCCUGGCACAGAUUGUGAAAUUGGUGGAAGAAGCUCAAAUGUCAAAGGCACCAAUCCAGCAACUGGCAGAUAAGUUUAGUGGAUAUUUUGUUCCAUUUAUCAUCAUAAUUUCUACAGUGACUUUGAUAGUAUGGAUCACAAUUGGUUUUAUAAAUUUUGAUAUUAUUCAGAAAUAUUUUCCUAAUCAGAACAAGCACCUUUCAAAAGCUGAAUUAAUACUGAGGUUUGCAUUUCAAACCUCAAUCACUGUGCUGAGCAUUGCAUGCCCCUGUUCUUUAGGCUUGGCUACCCCAACAGCUGUGAUGGUGGGCACAGGAGUUGCUGCGCAGAACGGUAUUCUCAUCAAAGGCGGAAAACCUCUGGAAAUGGCACACAAGAUCAAGACUGUGAUGUUUGAUAAAACGGGAACCAUUACUUGUGGAGUUCCUAAAGUCAUGAGGGUUCUUCUGCUGGGAGACACAGCUGUGCUCUCUCUGAAGAAGGUACUGGCAGUGGUUGGCACUGCAGAAGCCAGCAGUGAGCAUCCUUUAGGAGUGGCGGUCACUAAAUACUGCAAAGAGGAGCUUGGCACUCAGAGCCUGGGAUACUGCACCAACUUCCAGGCAGUCCCAGGUUGUGGCAUCAGCUGCAAAGUAGGUGGUGUUGAGGCUGUCGUGGGUGUGGCUGAUGAGGGUGUUGAUAAGUUGGACGCUAACAAGAGUGGGGACAGCAGUGCUCUUCUGGGAGAUGGCGCACUGAUCACACUCUCUGAAUCGAAUGGUUCAUCAUCUUCCCACACAUACUCAGUAUUGAUUGGAAAUCGUGAGUGGAUGCGACGGAAUGGCUUGCAUAUUGCAAACGAUGUCAAUGAUGCCAUGACAGACCAUGAAACUAAAGGACAGACAGCCAUAUUAGUGGCUAUAGAUGGUGUCUUGUGUGGAAUGAUCGCAAUUGCAGAUACUGUCAAGCAGGAGGCAGCCCUUGCUGUGCACACACUGAAAAACAUGGGAAUAGAUGUGGUGCUGAUAACGGGUGACAACAGGAAAACUGCAAAAGCCAUUGCUACUCAGGUUGGGAUCAAAAAAGUCUUCGCUGAGGUUCUUCCUUCUCACAAAGUUGCAAAGGUCCAAGAACUCCAAAAUGGGAGGAGAAAGGUUGCGAUGGUUGGUGAUGGAGUCAAUGAUUCCCCUGCGCUAGCCAGGGCCGACAUUGGAAUUGCAAUUGGAACGGGCACCGAUGUUGCCAUUGAAGCAGCAGAUGUUGUUCUUAUCCGAAAUGACUUGCUGGAUGUAGUUGCCAGUAUUCACUUAUCGAAGAGAACAGUGCGGAGAAUACGAAUAAAUCUGAUUCUUGCCUUAAUUUAUAAUCUGCUUGGAAUACCAAUAGCAGCAGGUGUGUUCAUGCCUGCUGGUCUUGUGCUUCAGCCUUGGAUGGGAUCAGCUGCCAUGGCAGCUUCUUCUGUGUCUGUCGUGCUGUCUUCCCUGCAGCUGAAAUGCUAUAAGAAGCCAGACACAGAAAGUUAUGAAGCUCAAGCUCAAGGCUGCAUGAAGCCGCUUACCCCUUCCCAAAUCAGUGUUCAUAUUGGAAUGGAUGACAGGAGGAGGGAUUCAUCCAGAUCGGCUCCGUGGGAUCAAAUUAGCCAAGUGUCUCUUUCUUCCUUGACUUCAGACAAGCUGCCGAGACAUAAUGGGUUUUUUGAGGAGGAAGGGGACAAGUGGUCACUGCUGAUGAAUGGAGGAGAUGAAGAACAGUACAUCUGAAGUGUUGUGUUCUCAGUACAGCACGGAAUGUUCCACCUCACCAGUGACAACAGGGACUGAGUCAUGUCAUCAAGAGCCUCAAGGUUUUAAGUGAAAUUAUUCCUUUGGCUCAUAAAACAAUUACAGUUCAGUUUUGUGUUGUAUAGAUUGUGGAUUUUUUCAGGUCACCAGUUAUUCCUAGUCACUGAAAGAAUCUGUGACUCUACUGUGCUUAUUUGCACGUAUCAAUUAGUGAAAUAAUGUACAAUAGUAAUUUUCAGAGUCUAAUAGAGUUUCUGUCUUUUGGACUGUCUGCUGGGCACCUUUGGCACCUCCAAAAUCUCCGCCCAUGAGGAAAUAUCCACUGCAUAAGGAGCUCUGUGGUUGGAAUGCAUGGAAUCCUAACUAGUCAUGUCAUUGUGGGAGCACUUUAUACUUAGGAUUCAUGUGCAUCUUCUUGGACCAAAAAAACUGCAGUGUUUCACUGACUAUAUCUCUCUGAAAAGUAUCUUUCAGAGACUUUCACUUUCUUUCAACUAUCAAACUCUUUUGAUGCAUGUUUUUCACAGCUGAACUUGUUCUGUGAUUCCCACUGCUCUCUUAGACUUUCUCAUUUGCUCCAUAGGAGCUCUUUUUUCUUCCCUUUCUCCAAACAAGACCUCUUCUAUGAUUUAUUACUAUGUUUACAGAUUAUCCCUGUUUGGGAUAAAUUCCUUUAAGUCACUAGCAAUUUUCCAUCUUAAGGAAACCCACAAAGGCAGAGCAAUUAGUGAUCUGAGUUAGUACAUAAUUUUCCUGUGGAUAUCUUGCAUGAUCCCUCAAAGUCCUGGAUAGUUGGCAGUUGGCAGUCUGUUUCCUCUGACCAAGUGAAGAAUUUCUGUCAGUGUGAACGAAGCUGGCAGUUACCAUGGAGUGACUGGAAGCAGAACUGUGUCUACAGUUGGUGUGACUCCAGCAUGGCUGGAUGAAGUGAGUUCAUUACAUAAAUCAGCUUACAACCAGCUUCCUGGUUGCUUGAAGUGCAGCCAUGAGGUUAAAAAGGUUGAAAAGUGGCCUUAAAAUAAUGUGGGAAGUAACACUUCCUGAUGACAGAAGGGUAUGAAGAUCUAUAAUAGCUUGAAUUUUAAGGUAAAUGGAUUUCUGUGUUAUCAAUUGGUUUCAACUUCCUUUUUUGCUCUAGUUUAAUAAGAAAUUAAGGUGCUGAGCAACUCAUCUUCCACUUCAGUGUCUUUACCAAAGCUGGCAGUAGCUUUAUCACUCUGAGUGUUGAAUUCAACCCUUAACACCAUUUAGAGUCGGGACAAUAGGAACCAACUGCUGAAGUGCACUGGACCUGGCUCUCUGGUGCUGCACUGCUGAACUGUGGGACUCUGAAGUAGGCAGCCCAGAGUUUUAUAUUCUGAUUUGAGAAAUGAAAGAACAGGAAUUACUGCACCAAGCAAUACGAGGUAACGUUCACUGACUUAAAUACAGAGUGGUUUCAAACAAGGAUUCAAGUCCCACUCCUAAUUUUUUUGUUGUUUGUUUUUACAAGACCCUGAAGCACCAGGCAGGUCUUCCUUUUCUCUCUUCCUCUUAAUAUUACUUUUGAGCUGUCACGAGAAAACAUCAACAGCAUGGUCUAAAAUACUCAUGUUUUAAAACUGUAAAAUCUCCUUAUACAGAGAGAUGUGCAGAGAUGACUUCCACAGCACUCACACUUCUCAGACAUGCCAUAAAUGCCUUUACGUGGCCGUUAGGGGAAGUCUACUGUUUCACUAUUUUAUGUUUUCUUACCAGUCCUUACAGUAAAAAAAAAUAUGGUGUUUUUUUUUUAAACAAAUAAAACUUGUGUCUUGGCUUAUUUUUUUUUUCUGUACCCUUCAAAAAAUACAACCUACCGAACAACCACAUAUAAACAGUAAUUGAUGGACUGUAGGAUGUAUGUGCAAAAUGCCACUGCCAACAAGCAGUGCAGUUUGUAUAGCAUGCUGUACAAGUCCCUGAUCUUGACUUAGUGUGCUUGGCUCUGACAAAAAUAAAACCAAGAAAUUCAGUCUA
Lagopus leucura (white-tailed ptarmigan) is the source of this 6804-nucleotide messenger RNA. It is a transcript of the gene ATP7B, whose product is annotated as ATPase copper transporting beta. Gene Ontology annotation, molecular function: ATP binding; ATP hydrolysis activity; P-type divalent copper transporter activity. The record is from RefSeq and is a predicted model, not a curated record. Gene Ontology annotation, cellular component: perinuclear region of cytoplasm; trans-Golgi network; membrane. NCBI's taxonomy places the organism in Eukaryota, Metazoa, Chordata, Aves, Galliformes, Phasianidae. The transcript is spliced from 21 exons. The coding region runs from base 193 to 4785 and encodes 1530 amino acids. Gene Ontology annotation, biological process: monoatomic cation transport; copper ion homeostasis.